This is a messenger RNA of Penicillium angulare, 714 nucleotides long. Its product is annotated as kinase-related protein. Gene Ontology annotation, molecular function: kinase activity; ATP binding. Gene Ontology annotation, cellular component: cytoplasm. The transcript has 2 exons. NCBI's taxonomy places the organism in Eukaryota, Fungi, Ascomycota, Eurotiomycetes, Eurotiales, Aspergillaceae. The coding region runs from base 1 to 714 and encodes 237 amino acids. The record is from RefSeq and is a predicted model, not a curated record.
AUGAAUCCCCAGGUGGAGCACCUGGUCAGGAAGACCUGGGCCAAGUUCUGUUCCACCCCCGAUGACACCCGCUUAAUGAUUGCCGUCAGCGGCAUCCCAGGCUCCGGCAAAACAGCCCUAGCCAACAUGAUGACCCAAGACAUCAACAAUAUCCACGCAUCUGAGAACCCCUCCUCCCCACCUAUCGCCGCCGCCAUCCCAAUGGACGGCUACCACCUAACCCGAGCCCAGCUCUCCGCAAUGCCCGAUCCAGCCCAUGCCUUCGCGCGUCGCGGCGCAGCCUUCACUUUCGACGCACAGAAGUUCCUUGAUCUAGUUCACGCUCUUCGGAAACCACUCACACCAGAUUCAGCUUCAGUCUAUGCUCCUAGCUUCGACCAUGCUAUUAAGGAUCCUGUUGAUGAUGAUAUUGCCAUUCCGGCUACCUGUCGGGUUAUCUUUUUUGAAGGCAAUUAUUUGAGUCUUAAUAAGGAGCCGUGGAGUUUGGCUGCUGGUCUGAUGGAUGAUUUAUGGUUUGUGGAUGUGGAUUUCGAGAUUGCGAGGACGAGGUUGGUGAAGAGACAUGUUAAGGCGGGUAUUGCGAAGGAUGAGGCCGAGGCGGAUAAAAGGGCGAGGGAGAAUGAUUUGGUUAAUGGGAGGGAGAUAUUGGAGAAUCGGUUGCCUCUUCAGGAGCUUGUUUCGAGUAUUUAUGAUCCUACUUGGGAGAAGUCAUAG